AUGAAUAAAAAAGGUUAAUCCAGAUUGCGCAUUUCAGUAAAAAUAUUGUAUUUUGUUGGAAGCUUGUUCUAUUUACAUACAAUUUGCAUUUAAUGUACACAUGUAAUAGGACUUUGUCUGCAGUCUGAUAUUUCAGUAUCACACUACAUCUACAGGACUGAAAUAAUGGCUUCGUUAGUAGAUAUUCCUAUUGACUAUCAACAAAGUUUAAUUGAAUUUUCGACAUCUUUGUAUCAAGGAUUAAACAAGCAAGAGAGUUUAUGUAUGUCACCGUAUAGUAUCACAGCAGCGUUUCUACUGUUGAUGGUUGGGGCAAGCGGACGAUCAAAACAACAAAUUUCAUCUGCUCUUUUUCAAAAUAGUGUAUUUUCAGAGGAGGAAAAGUUGAGAUAUCACAAGUCCCUAAACAGCUACAUAAUUCAACAAGCUGGUGUAAAUGUAAGUUUGGCUAGUGCAAAUAGGCUUUUUGUAAAUAACCAAUUCACAGUAUUGCAGAAUGUCCGAGAAAAAGCAAAACAAUACUUUGGAGCUGAUAUCAGCUUAAAAGAUUUUACAACACCCAAGGCAUCUGCAAUGAUCAUGAACAGAUGGGUGUCAAAACAUACAAACGGCAAAAUAAAGGAUUUGAUCAAGGAGGAAUGGAUAGAUUCAGAUAUGGUAAUGUUCAUUGUAAAUGCAAUAUAUUUUAAAGCAACAUGGGAGAAACAAUUUUCACCGAAAAACACAAGAAAAGGAAAGUUUUACCUCCCUUUCAAAAAAACAAUUGAAGUUGACAUGAUGAACAUACGAACAGCUGUUCCAUAUUUUAAAGGACAAGACUUAACCGCGAUUGCGUUACCAUUCACUGGAGGAAACUUCGAUAUGGUAUUCAUUUUACCAGAUGAAAACGUGGGACUACAGAAUAUUGAGACUAAAAUUACACCGAAAUUCCUAAAAACGAUUUCCUCUGGAUUUAAAAACAGAUUCAAUAGUAUCACCAUCCCAAAGUUUAAAUUACAGUCUGAGUUUGAUCUAAAAGUAGAAUUACCAAAACUUGGAGUUACAGAAAUAUUUGACGAGUUGAAGGCUAACUUCACGAAUCUUAUUGUUGAGAAGACACCCAAUUUAUUCGUCAAGGUUGCUGUUCAUAAAGCCGUCUUCAACUUGAACGAAGCAGGAGUGGAGGGAGCAGCUGGCACAGUCUUUGGAGUAGGUUUUAAAAGUGGUGGAGGCUUAGAAUUUACAGCCAAUAGACCAUUUUUGUUUUACGUCAGAGAUGUCAAAUCUGGUCUCAUCUUGUUUAUUGGUCGAUUUCAUCCACAAGUCAACGCUGGAUAAUUACUAUCAACAAAACAAUAAUAAUUCUCUGAUUAAUUGUUCAUUAACAAAUUCAUGUGCAGAUCACAUCUUCACUGUUAAAAUUUGCUAUUAAAGCUAUUUAGACAUCUCA
Messenger RNA from Mytilus trossulus (common blue mussel), 1429 nucleotides. RefSeq names its product antithrombin-III-like. NCBI's taxonomy places the organism in Eukaryota, Metazoa, Mollusca, Bivalvia, Mytilida, Mytilidae. Bases 166 to 1317 code for a protein of 383 amino acids. The transcript has a single exon. Gene Ontology annotation, molecular function: serine-type endopeptidase inhibitor activity. Gene Ontology annotation, biological process: negative regulation of endopeptidase activity. The record is from RefSeq and is a predicted model, not a curated record.